Molecule: messenger RNA, 1623 nt
Organism: [Torrubiella] hemipterigena
Lineage: Eukaryota; Fungi; Ascomycota; Sordariomycetes; Hypocreales; Clavicipitaceae
Source: the annotation of a GenBank genome assembly
AUGAAGUCCUUUGUCACCGCCCUGUCUGUGGCCGCCGUUGCCCAGGCCUCCAUCAAGGUCGGCACCAUCCAUCACGAAUCCGCUCCCAUCCUCGAAGCCUCCAACGCCGACGCCAUUUCCGGCUCCUACAUCAUCAAGUUCAAGGAUCACGUGGAUGCCUCCAAGGCCGACCGUCAUCACGGCUGGAUUCAGAGCAUCCACGAGGCUUCCAACGACGAUCAGCUUGAGCUCCGCAAGCGUGGUGUGUCUGAUAUUUUCACUGGCAUGAAGCACACCUACAACAUUGGUGACUUCCGUGGCUACGCCGGCCACUUUGACGACGAUGUCAUCGAGCAAAUCCGCAACCAUCCCGACGUUGAGAUGAUCGAGCGUGACACCAUGGUCCACACUAUGUUGCCCGCUGGCAUCAAGCAUGCUAUUGCUGAGGACAAGUGUGACGGCGAGGUUGAGAAACAGGCUCCUUGGGGUCUUGCCCGUAUCUCCCACCGUGACACCCUCGGCUUUAGCACCUACAACAAGUACCUCUACAGCGGUGAGGGUGGUGAGGGUGUUGAUGCCUAUGUUAUCGACACCGGUACCAAUACCGAGCAUGUUGACUUUGAGGGUCGCGCCGAAUGGGGUAAGACCAUUCCUCGUGGCGAUGUUGAUGAGGAUAAAAACGGCCACGGCACCCACUGCUCCGGUACCAUUGCCGGUAAGAAGUACGGUGUUGCCAAGAAGGCCCGAGUCUAUGCCGUCAAGGUCCUCGGAUCUAACGGCUCCGGCACCAUGGCUGAUGUCAUCAAAGGCGUCGAAUGGGCCCGUGACAACCAUCUUGCCCAGGUUAAGGCUGCCAAGGACGGUAAGCGCAAGGGCUUCAAGGGCUCUGUCGCCAACAUGUCCCUCGGUGGCGGCAAGGUGAACCUGCUCGACGCUGCUGUUAACGCUGCUGUUGACUCUGGUAUCCAUUUCGCUGUUGCCGCCGGUAACGACAAUGCCGACGCCUGCAACUACUCUCCAGCUGCCGCCACCAAGGCCGUCACUGUUGGAGCUUCUGCCCUGGAUGAUUCUCGUGCCUACUUCUCCAACUACGGAAAAUGCACUGACAUCUUUGGCCCUGGCUUGAGCAUCAAGUCCACCUGGAUUGGCACCAAGUACGCCGUUAACACCAUCUCCGGCACCUCCAUGGCCUCCCCCCACAUUGCUGGCCUCCUUGCCUACUACGUCUCUCUUCAGCCUGCUGAGGAUUCCGAGUUUGCCGGCCCUUCGCUCACUCCUAAGAAGCUCAAGGACAGCCUCCUCUCCAUUGCCACCGAGGGCAUUCUUACUGAUAUCCCCGCCAACACACCCAACCUGCUUGCCUGGAACGGCGGUGGCUGCUCUGACUACAAGAAGAUCAUUGAGGCUGGCGGCUACAAGGCUACCAAGGGUGCCAAGGCGGCCAAGGCCAAGUCUUCUCCUGCUGCAUCCAUGCCAUCCACUAUCGAGGAGCUCGAAGCCGCCAUCGAGAACGACUUCAACAUGCUCUCCGGCAAGGUCCUUGGCGGUGCCAAGUCUCUCGCCAACGAGGCUGAGAAGCUUAGCCACAAGAUUCAGCACCUUGUUGAGGACGAGAUCAACGAGUUCCUCUCUGAAAUGAACUAG